CCCUCCUCCCCUUCACACACAAACAGCUCCCUCUCUCACAGUUUGGCUGAAAGAAACGGUACUUAGCUGCCCGAACAGAACGAGGGAAGUCUGAGGCUGGGGAUCUGUAGAUACAGAGCUUCUGAGUUGGGAUCCAUCAUGGCAUCUGUGGAAACUCUGCUUUGGGUUGGAGUCUGGAUGUCUGCUUUUAGCAUCACCACUGCAGAUGACAACUCGGUUCCCAAAGCAGAAAAUGUGAGGUGGAUGUCUCUGGACUUUACAACAGUUCUCACCUGGACUGCAAAACCAUCAAGCUACAGCUUCACUGUCCAGUACGCAACAGAUGGGGAUGACUGGACUGAGAGUCCUGACUGCAUCAGAAUAUCAGAUACAAAAUGUGAUCUGACUGAACAUCUCAUACCUUAUGACAUGAAUUACAUCGCUGAUAUCCAGACGGAGCAUCUGGAGGCCGACUACGACGUGGAAAAUUUACCUCACACUUAUUCCCCUAAAUUUAACCCUUUCAGCGAAAGUAACAUCAGUGCUGUGGAGUUCUCUGUGACGCAGCUGAAUGAGACCACGGUCUGCGUGAACAUCACAGAUCCGCUGACAGCCAUCCAUCAGAAAAAUCAGCAGCUCAGCAUCAGAGACAUUCUCAAAAAGGAUCUCAAGUACAAGAUCAGCUAUUACAAGUCUGGAAACACCAGAAAGAGAGACUUCGAAUCCCCCACCAGCACAGCAGAAAUCUCAGGGCUGGAUCCAGGCCAGAGUUACUGCUUCAUGGUGGCAGCCUAUAUCCCAUCCAGAGCCAAAGCCAAUCAAAACGGAGCCUUGAGCUUGGAGCAGUGCACUGAGGGAGACGGCGGCAUCCUGCAAGAACUGAGUGUUGGAGCCUGGGUUGGAGUGGUCUUCCUCAUCAUCACCGUCAUCAUCGUCCUUGUCACAGUGAUCGCCCUGUGCUGCAGAAAUCCCAACAGAAACAAAUCUCUCCAGUCAACUCAGUUAUCUGCACCUGUUUAGGGUGUGAUGUCAUCUUUCUUUUUCUAACAUAGAAGACAGUCCCUUCACUGCUUCCCUGUGUUUCAGGAAAAAAUGUGAUGCCUUGAAAUUCAGUCCUCUAUUAGGGGCUUAGCAUCGUUGGGUGGCCUUUAUACUGCAACAAACUUGCUAAAGUUAUCUUUAUUUUAUUCUUGUGGAUUUUUUUCUCCAGCUCUUCAAAGACAGUAAAGCUGCAAGGAAGGCAUUAGGACAGAAAUGUGCUCAAGUAAGAACUACCACAAUUCUGGAAAAGGUGGGAUAUCCAUAAUUUUUCAUAGAAUAAAGGCUAAGGGACUUUUAUAUAAAAUGAGAUGACGUUUUGUUUAAAAUACGGUUCUAUUUUUAUAAGCUUUUAUCCACUAGUUGGAUUGAUAUUAAAUGUGAUGCCUGCUGCACGUCUCAAAAUAGUUGGAACAGGGGUUGAAAAAACAAAACAUUUAAAAAAUGGUUUCACGAGAAAACAUCCAAUCCCAGAAAAACUGCAAGAAUUUGUGUUUGGUGGAAUAUCCCUCUGUUGUAACAAUGUCCAUGGGCCAGAAAUGUUGUGAAGUAUGUGGAUUUUUCUUUUACAAAUGUGGCACAUUUUUAGGGAACUUUCAUGUGUGAUAUAUAAAGCAAAGUUGAAGAUGUGAAA
Oryzias latipes (Japanese medaka) is the source of this 1651-nucleotide messenger RNA. RefSeq names its product tissue factor. Gene Ontology annotation, cellular component: plasma membrane. Gene Ontology annotation, molecular function: protein binding; cytokine receptor activity. The record is from RefSeq and is a predicted model, not a curated record. Gene Ontology annotation, biological process: blood coagulation; cytokine-mediated signaling pathway. NCBI's taxonomy places the organism in Eukaryota, Metazoa, Chordata, Actinopteri, Beloniformes, Adrianichthyidae.